AUGACGUCCUCAGCAGCGUCUAUGCCGUUCAUAAAGAACCUGGCUUCAAGUGACCGCAAAAUUCGGACCGCCGCGCUCGACAGCCUCAAGGGCUUCCUCACCGCCAAGUAUGCCGCCUCCGCCAAUGUGCCGCUGACCUUUCACGACGCCCAGAAGCUGUGGGCCGGCCUCUUCUAUGCGCUCUGGAUGGCCGACCGCGCACCCGCCCAGCAGCGCCUCUGCGACGAGCUGGCCGGUCUGCCCAAGGCUGUGAAGCUGCCGGACGCCGCCGUGGCCGCGUGGCUGCGGGCGUUUUGGGCGACCAUGGCCCGCGAGUGGACGACGGGCAUUGACGUGCUGCGGAUGGAAAAGUUCAUGCUGCUCGUGCGUCGCGUGCUGGGCGCGCAGAUUGCGUGGAUGGCAGGGGAAGAGAUAAAAGAGAAGAAGGAGACGACGGCAGACAAAAAGUCGAGCAAUACGUCCAAAAAGAGCAGCAAGACGGCCGCGGACAGCGCGGCACGCACACUCGGUCUGGAGAUUCUAGCGGAGUGGCCACUCAACAUUGACGGCGAGGCUGCGGUGGAGCCGGUACCGUCUGCGAGCGGCGAGGCCGACGAGGGUGACGAGGAGGUCAGCGAGCGGCCGCGGAAAAAGUCGCGCAAGGCGGUGCCGACAAUGCACAUUCCCGUGGGCCUGACGAUGCACGUUGUGGAUAUCUGGGUCGACGAGGCCGAGAAGCAGGGGCUUCUGGCCACGAGUGAAAGCAGCGAGGAGCAGGGUGCCCUAGAUACAUCCUCUUUGGCGCAUGCAAUGAACGAGCUCGUCGUGAAGCUGGCCGCCAAGACGACCGCACCUGCUGUCCGCCAGCGUACCCGCGAGGCCCUGACGGACGACCGGUUGCCGUGGAACCGGAGUGCGGCUGAGGGCCAGGCCGACGGUGACGGCGACGACGACAAAGGCGAUAAAGCAAACGGCGGCUGGGACGGAUUCACCGACUGA
Messenger RNA from Sporothrix brasiliensis 5110, 978 nucleotides. Its product is annotated as nucleolar protein nop52 family. The coding region runs from base 1 to 978 and encodes 325 amino acids. Lineage: Eukaryota; Fungi; Ascomycota; Sordariomycetes; Ophiostomatales; Ophiostomataceae. Gene Ontology annotation, cellular component: preribosome, small subunit precursor; nucleus; preribosome, large subunit precursor. Gene Ontology annotation, biological process: rRNA processing. The transcript has 2 exons. The record is from RefSeq and is a predicted model, not a curated record.